AUUACUGACCACAGUUCAGUAAAGUCAGAUGUAAAGUCGGAAGUAAAGUAAGAAGUAAAAUAAUCAAUAACAAAUAAUCAUCAAAACGAACCUUUAAUUGUGUUUUUACUACAAUAGAGCAACAUAGGCCUAAUGAAGGGCGCAAACCCCUCGCUGCCAGAGGCUACACUAUAAAUUCAAGUGACAGUACGAUCCAAAACCAUAUAUAAAGCUAACGCAACUUUUUUGACAUUGUUAUGCUAUGGCUUGGAAAACGGGCAAAGGACACAACGGAUAUGGCAGUAAUUUGGCAAUGCGACUCUCAUUCCUCAUACAUGAGAUUUGUUUCAGCAUGGGACCAUGCAUUAAUUACAGAGAGGGAUAUCUCUAUACUUAGUACUUUUCGCCAAGUACCAAUCAAGCCGACUUCGAAAUACAAAUAAAAGAAAAAGUUUAGCAACUUGCGGGUUAAAAAAUACUAGUAGCCGCAGAUGACCUUAAUGCAACUAAUUGAAAACCAGCGGCCAAUGUGAAAAGACCUCUCGCAGGUCCCAAAUAGGAAGCAGAAUCGCUAGAUAAGGAGUUGUUUGGAUACAUGCUGGAAGAAUCGUGACCCAAAAAUGGCUUAGUAGCAGACACUAUGAAACGAAUUACAUGAGCGUGUGAUGGAUCAAGGGCCAGACGAUGUUUCUGUAAGUGGAAAGAACCAGUAUAUUAUUGGACCGACGACAUAGUCGACCUAAGAACUCAAUGCAAUUGAGCAAGAAGACUGUACCAAAUAUCAAGGGGAACUAAUGCUAAUUUCAACCAGUGUACAAAGACAGGCGAACACAGUUUAAAAAAGCGAUUAUAUCCAGUAAGAGAAGUUGUUUCCAAACGCGAAUUGAAGAGUUAGAGUAUGAUCCAUUGAUCCUAGCAUACGAAUUGACUACGAAAAAACUUAAACAUUUAAUUCAACUGUGUCCCGAGUUCGUAGACGAAAUAGUCGUUCCUACAGAAAAUCACGUUUGCAUCUGACCCAAUGACGGAGGUGGGGAAAAAUGUUAGAUUAACCCCUUAGGGAAUUGUCGUUACCGAAAGGCAAUUUAAAGACAAGAAAACCCCGAGUGCUAGUGGUAUCCACAACUGCACUAUAAAACAGGCAAUUCUAACAAACCCAGCGAUGUUUGUGAGUAUGUUCAACGAGUGCUUGAGAGAAUACAUUUUCCGCGCAAGUGGAAAUACCAAACGCUCAUGCUAUUGCUGAAGCCAAACAAACCGCUACAUACACCAACGACGUACCGGUCUAUUUGUCUGCGGGACAUGACAGACAAAGUGUGCGAGGAGGUAAUAGGUAAGCGUAUAGAAGAAUUACUGGAGAGCUUAAACGGCCUGUCGGAUUGCCAUUUUGGUUUCAGGAAAAAGGGGAGCACUGUAGAUGUAAUGGAAAUUUUGGGUGGUAAGUAACAAAAAAUGCUGUCAGCAAAUUAGUAUUCUGUCAUAGUUGUCCUUUCGAAAAGAAGAGUAUCGCAUUAUGGUACCAAUAUCGUGGGUAACUAGUUUACUCGCAGGAAACUUUGAUAUGAAACAGAAGAAGGGUACAGAAAAUGGUUGGUCGCAGAAGGGAUACACCAGGGACCAUUCCGAGGUGCCACAUUAUGAAUUGUGAUGUACGAUGAGCUUUUGAGAUUAUCUUUCUUAGACCCCCGAAUUUAGAGCAAAUCAUCAUCAUAGCAUAUAGACCGUGAGAUAGCUCCAGUCGGUUGAUCUAAACCUUGCAGGAGACAAGACCGAGGCGAAGUUAAUGAAAUUAAGAUGAAAUCCCAAGACGUUAUAAAAUACAAAUAUAACGUCGAUGAUCGACUGCAGACAAUCACAUAAACAGCAUCUACGAUAUAAAUGUAAGAAAGCUACGAAGGUAAAAAAACACUAGCGCGCUUGCUGUCUAAAAAGCGUGGACCGUAGAAACUUCAUCCAGACUGCAUCACGUUUAUGUGCUUUAAUUGUUUGCGCCCCAUAUUGUACGGUGUCAGAAGAUGUCGCGCCGGUGACCGCUGGCAUAAUACUAACCGAAUUGCGGGCUAAAGAAUGCCUUUAUGAGGCCGAACUGAACGUGUAUUCCUGAACGAGUAGUCCGUCUGAAUUACCAAAACGAAUGACAGACACUGCAGACGGAAAUCGGAGAGUGUAUUCUCUCGGACGACCUCGUGGCAAAUAUGCUACACGAUCUGAGACAAUGGAAAGCGGUAGAAGUGGCGCAAACAUAAUGAGAAUAUAAUGAAACGAAGAGGUAAAUGCAGGCUCAUAGAUAAGGCUUAAAUGGCUACCUUCCCUGUGAAAGUAUACUUUGCGGUCGUGCUACGUAGGAGUGCAGGUGGUGUUUGGCGGGUUCAAAUUUCGCACUGACCCAAAUAGACGCCUUCGAUGGUUUUCCACUUUAAAAAAAAAACACAUACAUGAUCAAUCAAUCAAUGAUUCGGAACUCUCGUUUCUGAAACAUAUUCUAUCUAUUUCUAAAUUAUAUAAUUCAUUACAAUAUAGCAGAUAUAUUUUCUAUGUUUGAUAUGUUUUAUCUAUUUUAUAAUUUUUACUUCCGCUAAACCUAUGCAUUUAUGCAAAAUUUUUAAUAAAAUUCAUUUCUGUUUUACAUCUCUGUAAUGUAAAAACCCAUUUUAUACAUAUAUAUAUAUAUAAAUAUAUACAUAUAUACAUAUAAACUAUAUUAUAACGCAACGUUUUCCAUUAAUCGAGUUUAAUAAUUCUUUAAAUAUUCAUCUCAAUAUUAACAUCAAUUUUAUAAGGUUUCACGCCAAAAACAACAGGAAGAAUAAAAUGAACCAUACAUACGCCUCAAUAUAUCAUUAUUAGUGCAUAACGUUUGAGAUGGAAAUAAGUAAAUAUGCAAAGCAUUCAUUAACAUUUUGCAUCGGAGAAGUACACCACGCAGUCUUUCCAGAGGAUAUUUCGAAAAAAUCCUCUUUAUCUAAGCGUUCAAAGUAAUUCAGAAAUCAAAAAUUCAUAAAAAAUUCUGUCGAAAAAAAUUCUUUCAGAUUUUUGGGUCAAUGAAGUAUGAUUUGAGUUAGUCUUUUCGAAAUUUUUGAUAUCCAGUACAAUCUCCUUUAAAUCUAAUCAAUGAGUUGUCGUUGCUUUUUUUUCAAAAAUCUAUAUAUACGUGCUAUGAUUAAUAUGUUCGUCAUAACAUGAAAUACUGUCAUUUAACCCUAACAAGUAUACUCCUCAAUGGCAGCCAAUUGGUUAAACAAAGUUAUCCAUUUGUCUGUCUAUUAAAUCAUUAAGAGUAUGUUGUUCAAGGGUGCUUAUAUAUAAAUAUAAAUUUUUAAAAAGUUUUAUAAAAACGUUCAAUUUCUUAUCUUUUUUUUAAAGGCUUUACUUCCCCUUAACGUUUAUCCGUUAAUGAAACUAAAAUUCGAUUAAGCAAACGGAACUAAAGAUUUUCCUAAAUCAGCAAAGAUUUUUAUAAGAGAAAAAUAACGCGAAAGUAAAUUAAUACAGAGAUAUGCAUAAAGAGGCAAAUAAUUUUGCGUGUACCAUGAUCGAAAACAUUAAAACAAAGAAGUAACUUAACCGUUGCUCGUAACAUAUUUAUAUGUGUGCGUGUAUAUUUUUAAUGCAAAAGCAUUGAAAGGCUAUAAUAAACACCACCAUUAAUAUAUUUUUGGUAUAAAACUCACUAAAUAUUUAAAAUAAGCAGACAGUUCGUUUGAAAACUUAAUGGCAAAAAGUUCAGCAUUCACGAGAGAAUUUAACAAGAGAAGAAAUAAAAAACAAAAGCAAGCUUAAAAAAAAAACCAAAAAAACAAACUAAAAGAAAUAAAUUGAAAUAAAAAAUGGAGAAGUUUCUCGUAAGACAAGUUAAAGUUUUAUAAAGACAUACUAAAUUUUCCCAGUAAAUUUUAAUUGAGAAUAAUAAAAGCAACUUUUUACAGAUCGGAUCAAGUGUCAAUUUAACGCUUAAUAAAUUCCUUUUAAGUUUUACAAUAAUAUCCUCGUUAUUGGUGGCGGCUGCGAUGCCCGGCAAAGGCAGGGUUGCUAGUGAGCCUCGUAAACAUUUUAUCAUUCAUAUUCCCAUGAAAAUACGUACGCAUCAUCACACACACACCGUCUACACGCAUGUAUAUCACAACAAUCAAAAAGGUACUAAGCAGACGGUUUACAAAAUAAUGAGCUUUGCGAUGAAUCCGGGUGGUUCUACGCCGGGCGCUGGCAGCAGUAUUUUUAGAGCGAAUAGCAAUGUUGGUGGUAUACAUCAUGCCAAAACUGUCGAUUCUUUUAGUAAUAAAGCCAAUCGGGAUGGUUAUGAUGAAAUUUUAUACGAUGACUAUCAGAAUUGUGAUAUUUUACCGGCUCGCAGUAAACAUUUACAUAAGAAAUAUCUACGUAAGCAUGAUAAUGACGCCGAGGACACCGAUGAUGGUGAUAAUGAUGAUGAUGAUGGUGAUGAUAAUAAUGACUACGAUGAGGAUGAAGGCGUUGUAUAUCCUUUAAAGGUUGACGAAACUUCAGAAGAUAUCUAAGCAGUUGUAAAGAAGCUUUUUAUUUGUAUAUCUAUAUGUAUCUAUGUAUACGUGUGUGAAACUACUAUAUUCAUAAAAGAAAAGAACAAAUGUCGCAAAAUACGUACAAAAAAUCGUACGAACUUGCCCUAAGU
Glossina fuscipes is the source of this 4627-nucleotide messenger RNA. RefSeq names its product nonsense-mediated mRNA decay protein 2. The transcript has 2 exons. The coding region runs from base 3987 to 4493 and encodes 168 amino acids. Lineage: Eukaryota; Metazoa; Arthropoda; Insecta; Diptera; Glossinidae. The record is from RefSeq and is a predicted model, not a curated record.